Adineta ricciae is the source of this 6525-nucleotide messenger RNA. The record is from the annotation of a GenBank genome assembly. Lineage: Eukaryota; Metazoa; Rotifera; Eurotatoria; Adinetida; Adinetidae.
AUGUCGUCCUUGACGGUUCCAACGAUUGAUGAAGUUUACGCCGCUAAAUCACGUCUACAAGGUAUUAUCAUUCGUACUCCGCUUUUGAAAUUGAAUUAUGACAUUCCCAAUGCUGAAAUUUAUUUGAAAUGUGAACAAUUUCAACCGAUAUCAUCAUUUAAAUUACGUGCAGCUGCUAAUGCCGUUCAAAUUCUAUCGGCUGAAGAAAAACAAAACGGAGUAGUGACAGCUUCGUCAGGUAAUAUGGCUCAAGGUCUAGCUUGGAUUGCUCGAAAGGAAAAUUUGCUAUGUCAAAUCUUAGUACCAGAUACAGCAAACGAAGUUAAAGUACAAGCAAUUGAGAGAUUAGGAGGAAAGGUGACGAGAUGUACAUUUGAACAAUGGUGGCAAGCCAUUGUCACACAUCAGAGUCCGCUGUUAAAAGGGCAUUUUGUUCAUCCAGUAUGUGAUCGAAAUGUAAUGGCAGGAAAUGGGACAAUUGCAUUGGAGAUUUUAGAUGAAUUACCAGAUUGUGAUGCGAUACUAGUUCCAUAUGGGGGCGGUGCUCUCACAACCAGUAUUGCAUGCGUUGCUAAACAUUUAAAACCAUCGAUUGAUGUAUUAGCUUGUGAAAUCGAAACCGCUGCACCGCUUGCUGCUGCAUUUCAUCAUAACCAAGUCACUAAAAUCGCCAUGAAAAAAUCCUGGGUCGACGGUAUUGGUAGUUCAGGCGUAUUAGAUGAAAUGUGGCCAUUAGUCAAGACAUACGUGAACAAUUCUAUUGUUGUAUCAUUGAAAGAAACCGCAAGAGCAUUGAAACUUUUAAUCGAAAGAAAUCAUCUCAUUUGUGAAGGUGCAAGUGCGACAGCCAUCGCCGCUGCACUAUGGCAUUAUACGGAUUAUGUACAAAAUGGAAAGGCUGGCUUGAGACGGCAAGAUUCAACCAAGCCAUUAAAGAUAGUGGCAGUUUUAACGGGAGCUGGAAUCGAUAAUGAAACUAUUAUCAAAUCAAUAUGUCUCGUUCAAGAAAACAAUCCAUUGUAUCACGUAUUCUUCAUUUACAAAAACAUACAACCAAACACCAAACCAUUUCGUCAAUAUGCCUCGACGUUCAUUGCGACAACGCCGGUAGAUAUCUCUCAGUUUUUUUCACCUGUCAAGCAUUCUAUUCAUCCAUCGAAUAACAAUGAAAAUAAUAAUUCAGCAUCGAAUCAAAGUCUUCUUCCACUAGCGCCUGAAGCUUCAUCUCAUGUAUCUUCAAUACAAUCGGUUACAUCAGCUAAUAAUGAUGACGACAGUAUUACGAGCAAUCAAAAUACAACAACAAGUCAAUUAUUAAUCCCUUUAGCAUUACCACCAAACCGUGUUUCAAGUUCGUUUCUAUCGAAAUUAACCGAUGCAAAGAAAACUUUAUUCGGACGAAUAAAUGCUCCCGAUCCGACAUUCUCAGCAGCGAAUGAGAACAGAGCAUUGUUGAGCUAUAUCCUAUCCGAACCACAUCCCGAACUAAGCAUUAUACAAGAACAUGAAAACAACGGUGCACAAUUAAAUGCAGUUACCGAUGAUGGAAACACCGUCAUACAUCUAUUAGCACGAGCAGAGCACAGUUCAGCAGCAUGUAUUAAUAUUGUGGAUUAUGUUAUCAAACGUGGAUGCGAUCCCAAUCGACAAAAUGACUAUGGAUGGACCGCAGCUCAUUAUGCAUUUGCAACACAUAAUAUUGAUUUAGCGAUUUACUUACUGAAAGUGAUGAUUGAUGUGAAUCUCGUCACUAAUGAUACACAUGAUGGAUAUCCAAGUCAAACCCAUCUUCUUCAUAUUGCUGCACGGAAAAACGAUAGCGUUCUUAUUCGUUUACUUGUUCGAACCUAUCGGGCACGCGUAAACGUAUUUGAUGAAGAUGGCUGUACCCCAUUGCAUAUCUGUUGUUAUGAAAACAACAUUGAAGCAUUCAAAGCUUUGCUUGAAAGUGAAGCUGACUUUCAAAAAGGUACUCGUUUAAAUCCUCAUGAAACACCUGUGAGUAUCUGUGUUCGGUAUCAACAUGAUGAAUGUUUAAAAGCUUUAUUUGAAUUAACAACAAAUUUCAAUUGGAAACGGUAUUUCUCUCAAUUGCCACGUUCACCAUUAUUAUGCGAUUUUCCGAGUAUAAAUGCAAUUGAAUUACUAGUGAAACAUGAACUUGAUAUUAAUGCAUGUGACGAACGUGGAAAUACGUUUUUACAUUAUUUAGUUAUGAAGAAGGAUGUUGACUAUGAAGCAUAUAUUGUAACAUUAAUAGAAAAUUCCGCCGAUUUUAAUCGACAAAAUCGCCUUGGACGGACGGCAUUUCUCGAAGCACUCGAACAAAAGAAUUUCGAAUUAAUCGCUGUUUUUCUUCAACAUAUGAACGUGACAAAUAUUAAUACAGUCGAUUCACUAUCGAACACAGCACUACAUUACUGCAAGUAUCUCAAUGCCAUCAUCGUUUUCGAUACUGUUCUACAAGCAAAUCCAUUGUCAUUGAAUGCUCAAAAUCGAGAUGGUCAAACACCUCUGCAUGAAGCUAUUGCGUAUAACAAUCUUGGUUUUGCACAGUAUCUCCUUCGACAUGGUGCAGAUUUAACUUUAGCGAAUAAAGAAGGCAACACACCGCUUCAUUUAGUUGCACGCGAUGAUAAUGUGAUCAUGUGUCGAUUGUUAAUGAAAUAUCCUCAACUGGACUUAAUUGCAAUGAAUAAAAUGGACAAAACACCGUUACAUUUAGCUUGUGCUCAUGAGAAACCUAAUGUGGCAGAAUUGUUGAUUAAUAAGUUGAAAAUCGAAGAAAUCAAUCUCCUAGAUAAACAAGGACGUACACCACUGCAUGAAUGUGCAGACAAUAUUAACGGUUCCUUAGCAAAACAUUUAAUACGACAUGGUGCUGAUGAAAAUGCCGUUGAUAUUCGGAAGAAUACUGUGCUACAUUUAGCAACGGAAAAAGGUAAUCUUGAAUUCGUACGUACAUUGAUAAAAGAAUCAUCGAUUGAUAUCAAUCAACUGAAUGCUGAUGGUCAAUCUCUACUUGGUCUUGCGAUAUUGUACAACCACGACGAAGUUAGUAAACUCUUACUUGAACAAGAAACUAUUCGUGUUCAAUCAAGUGAUUUGAAUAUGGCCAUGCAGAUGAAUAACUUUGAAAUGGUGCAACUAUUGAGCGAAAAAGAUCGAAAUUGUCUCCGUGUGCGAUCGUCGACGCACGGAGAUAUGAUUAUACAUAUAUUUAUGAGGAAAAAUUUCAACAAUUUAGUUUGUUUAGAAACCUUACUUUCAUUUAUAUCAGAUAAUGAAUUGUUAACUUAUUUAUCUGAAAAUAGUUUAGCCUAUGGAGACAAUUUACUUCAUAUUGCCGCUCGUGAAGAUACUCCGAAUGCACUGACAUGUUUUCUGAAUUUAUCGCGCGUGAAAUUCUGGUUUUGGGCGAAUAUGAUGUUAACAAAAAACAAUGAUAACAAAACUCCAUUAGAACUAGCGAAUGAAUUUAAACAUUAUGCUAUUAUUAAACUGAUCAAUUCCAAAUGGAAAGAAUCUUAUGAGUAUUUGUCGCAUUCAUUGCGCGAUGGUCAUUGUGGCGUAUCACCAACAGGUGUAACACAAUCGAAACGGCAAUGUUUUAACUGUAAUCAAACGGGUUUUAUUGAAUUGAGCAAUGGAAAUGCUACACGACCAUGUCCCAAAUGCAAUGUUUGCUUGUAUAAAUCUCAUGACAAUAGUAUGCAAGUGUUUUUAGCAUUGCUAUUCAGUGAUGAAUCAAGUACGAUUGCACUUGAUAUAAUGGAUUCACUAAUUGUUGUCAAUGAAGUACAAAAGGCGAUUCAUCUGUAUCUUGAUCAUAUUGAACCAUGGGAAGAAUUCGAUAAAGUUGAUUUAAGUGAUUCAACAAGUCUUUUAAAUCAAUUGGUAUAUACUACUGAUAGCCACAAGCAACCAACUAGAAAUCAAUCGCGCAAUCCAUCGGUAUCUAUUCCAGCAACUUCGAAUGCGUCAGGAUUACCAAUGGCAACAAAUAAAAUAUCAGUUUCAUCUCAACCUAAUAAUCCUACUUCAAAUCCAAACCUACUGAACGUACCAGGAACAACAAUAAAUCCUCCGUACGAAUCUCGACCAUCGAUAGCAAAAGCAAAAUAUCGUCCAGAUGGUACUCAGUAUCGUCCGAUAGCACCUCUAGAAGCUAUCUAUUACCAUGAACGUCUAGAUCUGGUAACUCAUCCGCUUAUUAAAGGUUUAAUAACGUGGAAAUGGGAUAACUAUGCUGCGAAACAUUUCUAUCUUGGUCUGUUGUUAGAAACGUUGUUUCUUAUUUCAUGGACUUGCAUUUCAUUGAUUGUACCAUUUCCAAUUCGGUACGUCUAUCGCUUUCCUCUCGAUAUUUGGCGUUGUCUACUGUGGGCAAUCAGUAUUGGCCUGUUAAUUUGGGAAAUUAUUCGUGAAAUGUUUGAUAUAUCGUAUGCAAGAAAACGCUAUGAAGAUUAUCUCAUCUGGGAACGUGAACGAACAAAGAAUCGAUUAGAUUUGAUCUCGAAAAAUAAAUAUAAAUCCAACACAGGAAUACAAACAACGACGACACCGUUUGGUAAAACAGAAAGUGUGAUCAAAAAUGGAAAUGAGGCGGGCGAAACAGAACAUGUGACCAUCAAUGAAACAGCGAACACCAAUAUGUCAUCAAGUAUUAGUUUAACACCGAUGCGUUCUCAUCAUUCUCAACAUCAUCCAUUGCCACCGCUAUUACCGACAAUAAUAAAAGGCAAAGCUAGUGAACCAGCACCGAAUCAACAGCAACCAAUUGAUGCUCCUUUGAGUGUAUCUGAUCCAUCGAAUAUUUUACUUAAUGGUACGCAGAAGAAGAAUACGUUAGGUACACAAGUUAACCAAGAUGUUAUCGUGUCCGGACCUUCGUCGCGAUUUGUUCAAUUCUGUCAACGUCUGAAAAUUCGAAUCAAAACACGUUUUCGAGCAUAUUACAUGUACUAUUCACUGAAUAAUUUAUUCGAUUGGAUUAUCUUUAUAUUGUGUCUAAUCACCAUCAUUACACAUUUUAUCGAUGUUGCUUCUCAUACUGUUGUCCGUGCACGCAUUCACAUGUACAUAGCGUCAGUAACAGUUUUAGCUAUUUGGUUUCGAUUUAUGGUCUUCUUUCGGACAAUAUCAAUCACCGUGAAAACACUAAGAUCAAAAAUAGUGGAAAUCAAACUAGGCGAAUUAGUUAUCAUGGUGCGGAUGAUGUUCGAUGAUAUCAUACGUUUUCUCUUCGUAUUCAUCUUCCUUCUGGCUCCGUAUGCGUUAGUUUUCUUUUUUGUCUUUGGCGGUCGACAAAUUCGUCAUAGUGACUAUGAACAACGACCUCAACUUUGCGAAUCAGCUCUACUUUACUGUCCAAUGGUCGAGACAUACACAUCUGAUGAUGAUAAUUCUCAAGGAGCUGAAGGUCGAAGUCGAUACAAAUUUAAUGGUACAUCACCCAUUGUCGGAGAUUUAUGUUACAAUGCGACAAAUUCUUGCGAAAUUGUUGAGCAAAGUGGCUUCGAAAACUUCUAUUCCUUACUUUUCUCCAUCUUUCGUAUUGCUUUAGUCGACGAUAUUCCAAUUGAUGGUUUCAAUCAAAUCGAUAGAUACUUUGCUGCCUUUGUUUGUGGUACAUAUCUAUUGUUUACUGCUAUACUGUCAAUCAACAUCUUUAUUGGUCUUAUUUCCAACGCACUACAAACAGAAGCAUUUUCAACAGUUGAGGCACGUUUUCUUCUCGAACGUGUCGAAGUGAUCUUGAACUAUGAAUGGCGUUUAUCAGAUCGGAGACGUUUGCAAUUGCAAGAAAUCAUUCAUCGUCAAUGUGCACCGUUGCAAUUAAGUUGGAAGGAAAUAAAUUUCAAUGCAUUCGGACAAUCACGUGAAGAACAGCAAGCAAAAGCAUUUAGCACUUUUCGGCAGACGAUCGAAAAGCAUAAUAUUCAGUUUGAUACCUUUCGAAUUCAUAUACAACAAAAAUUAAAUGAUAUUGACUCGGCAUUAAUGAAAUUACAAACAACCACGCAUCGAUUAUCAUCAGCAUCGGAUAGUCAUUUGCGGAAAGGUAAAACAGAUACGUCUGCAUUCGAUCCCGUGUCGAAACAUCGAGAGAGUGAAGAAAUGAUUUCAGCAGCAUCAUCAUCAACAGAUUCAAACAAAGCUAUAUUUAACGAAUUAACUCGAAUGAGAGAAUUACUAGAAGAAACACUUGCUGGACAAACCGAUCGAAAUUUGCUUCAACAUGGUCGAACAUUACCUGGUUCAACCAGUAGUAUAACCACCGGUCGUCGAUCGAAUGUAGGUUUGCCACUACCAUCGGUGACAACUGGUGCAACUGCAGGAGCUGGAACACAUCACGAUACUCAAAUUCAAUCGUUUUCAAACCAUAUCAAUGAACGUGUUACUGAUCUACAAUUAGCUGUUAAUCGUCUUCACCAAGAAAUAGUUUCAAUUCGGCAACUGGUCGAACGCAUGUCACCAUUAUCAGCUAGUCUUAUUCUUGGAAGAACAGCUGGACGACGAUAG